Messenger RNA from Arabidopsis lyrata subsp. lyrata, 2042 nucleotides. RefSeq lists its product as uncharacterized. Gene Ontology annotation, molecular function: acetylglucosaminyltransferase activity. The record is from RefSeq and is a predicted model, not a curated record. The transcript is spliced from 3 exons. The coding region runs from base 310 to 1827 and encodes 505 amino acids. NCBI's taxonomy places the organism in Eukaryota, Viridiplantae, Streptophyta, Magnoliopsida, Brassicales, Brassicaceae.
GCUACCUCUUCUUCUUCGUCUCCCAUUUAUGUGUUAUCCCUCAGAGCUUGUCACUCCAAAAAAGGUAAAAACAAAAAAAAAACAGCUUCUAAAAAUAAAAAAUAAAAAUAAAAACAAAAAAUAACCCCAGCCACCGUGAGGGUAAUUCCGUAAAUUUAAACAGAAACUCCAUUCCCGCGGCGUAUGCAGAGGGUAAUUCCGUAAACUUAAGCCAUCUCCGGUGAUGAAUAAGAUCGACUCCUUCACGCCGGAGUGAUUUUUCACGGUGUUUCUCUUCUUCUCUCCUCCAACCCAAAAAUAAAAAUAAACAUGAAAGCAAACCGCGGCGGCGGAGAGCACGGCCACCACGAGGCUCUCAAGUUUUCCAGUUUCUUCUUCAUGCCGGAACGGCCACGUGAUUACCUCGUGCUUUUCACACGUUUCUCCGUCCUCACAUGCCUCAUCGUCUCCGUCUCUCUGGUUCUCCGUGCCACUUUUUUAUCCCCCUCCGCUCGUGACUAUUCCACCACCUACGGUCUCCGACUCACCGCCGUACCUCAGAAAGCCAUAGCUUUCCCUCCGACCGGAUCCGUCGGACCGAUCAAUAUCUCCCACAUCUUGUUCUCUAUCGCCGGAGCAGCUGAGACAUGGAUCGAUCGGAGCCAGUACAUCUCCUUGUGGUGGCGAAACUCGACACGUGGCUUCGUCUGGCUCGAUGAACCGGUGAAAAUCCCCGAAAAUCACUCCGAUGUCAGAUUCUCGAUCCCGACCCGAGUUUCCGAUCCAGGCUGGACUCGAUUCAAAUUCUCCAGCUCAAGAGCCGCGGUUCGAAUCGCUCGGAUAAUCUGGGAUAGUUAUCGGCUUAAUCUACCAAAUAUCCGGUGGUUCGUGAUGGGAGAUGACGAUACCGUCUUCUUCACGGAGAAUCUCGUCAAGGUUCUCUCCAAGUACGACCACGAGCAGAUGUGGUACAUCGGAGGAAACUCAGAGAGCGUCGAGCAAGAUGUGAUGCACGCGUACGACAUGGCGUUUGGCGGCGGCGGUUUCGCUAUUAGCCGUCCAUUAGCGGCGCGUUUGGCUGGCGCGAUGGAUGAUUGUCUCCAACGGUAUUUCUAUUUUUACGGUUCUGAUCAGAGAAUCGCGGCUUGCGUUAGCGAGAUCGGCGUUCCGUUCACCGAAGAACGCGGUUUUCACCAGCUUGACAUAAGAGGAGAUCCAUACGGAUUUCUAGCAGCGCAUCCGUUGGCACCACUUGUAUCGUUGCAUCACCUCGUUUACUUAGACCCAAUGUUCCCUAACAAAAACCCCAUCGAGUCGUUACAGACCCUAAUGAAACCUUAUAACUUAGACCCGAAUCGAAUACUGCAACAGAUUAAUUGCCAUGAUCGCAAGCGUCAAUGGUCUAUAUCCAUCUCUUGGGGAUACUCCAUUCAGAUCUACACUUACUUCUUGACUGCUACGGAGCUGACUACGCCGUUGCAGACCUUCAAAACUUGGCGGUCUUCCAGCGAUGGACCUUUCGUGUUCAACACUCGGCCCUUGAAACCUGACCCGUGUGAGCGUCCCGUCACUUAUUUCAUGGAUGGUGCAGAGGAUGUGCGGGGUAGUGGGACGAAAACUUGGUAUAGCAUAGCAGAUAAGAAUUAUGGUCAUUGCGAAAAGAGUGAGCAUAUUCAGUUAACUAAAGUGAAGAGGAUAUUGGUGACUUCAAUGAAGACUGAUCCUGAGUAUUGGAACAAGGCACCGAGGAGACAGUGUUGUGAGGUGAUGGAAGGUGGGGGAAGAAAAAGGAUGGAAAAAGAAAUGUUGAUAAGGAUUAGAAAAUGCAGAUCUUUGGAGAAGAUAUAACAAAAGCGUUUUAAUUAGAGAGAUAUAUUUUUGCACAUACAGAUUUAGAUUCGAUCAUAGUUGUUUGUUUCUAAAUUCCUCAAUUCCUAGUAUCAAGAGAAUGGCGUACGAUUUUCUCUAUUAAUACUGGCACUCUUGCGUUUUUCAACAUGUAAACAUUACUUUGUAUUAUUAGUCGAUAUAAAAUAAAUAGCUAUAUAUAGUUUUGUUACAAA